Molecule: messenger RNA, 1085 nt
Organism: Arabidopsis thaliana (thale cress)
Lineage: Eukaryota; Viridiplantae; Streptophyta; Magnoliopsida; Brassicales; Brassicaceae
Product: Putative membrane lipoprotein
Exons: 4
Coding region: 140-655 (171 amino acids)
Source: RefSeq, marked reviewed
UGAGUGGUUUUGAUCCACUGGUUCUCUUAGUGAAUUCGUCUGAGAAAACAAAAGAAAUCGAACGAAGAGUGUGUGCACUUGAGGAUCGAAUUAAGGUGAGAACAAAGAAGAGAGAAGAAUCGAAAUAGCAAAUCUCUUGAUGGUCUUGAUGAUCAUUAAAGGUAUAUUUCGGAGAUAUGAAAAAUGGAAUCCUGUGCAUCCUACUUAUGGAGCAUUUUGGGGAAUGGGGAUUGGGAUUGGUUGUGGCGUCGGAUGGGGACCUGGUUUUGGCCCUGAGGUCAUUGGUUAUGUCGGUGCUGGCUGCGGUGUUGGUUUUAGUGUUGGUAUAACACUUGCUGGUCUCGGCAUUGGUCUUCCCACAAAUUUUCUUCUUGCAGCUCCUUAUAACACUGUGGAAGCAACUAGAAAGGGUGCUUUUAAUUUCUUUGGUAAAAACCUCUCAACCAAUGGUUGGAGUGAUUUGAUGCCUCAAAUCGCGGGGUUGCAGAGACAAGUCAGUGAGAUAUGCUCUGGUUUUAACAAGAAGCCUCAUUUAAAUAAUGCCAUUGACCUAAAAAGUUUUCCUUUGUUCAUUUCACAUGAUUGUGGCAAAUUUGGAAGUCAUCUUCUCCAUGUGCGCAAAGGUUCGGAGGACAAUAAAUCAUCAGCUAUGUAAUGCUACCCACCACGAGGAUCUUAAGCAUCUGAGACGCAUUUCGAGAUAGUUACUUUGAUGGAAUUUGUGAAUGUGACUGAAAUAUUCAGCACAAAUCAGAACAUGGUUCCUGUCUUGUUUGGAGAAGCACUAUGAACCAAACCUGAAGCCCUUGUGAUUUAGAGUUACAGAGAUACAUUAAAAGGGUUCGGGAUUUCACAGUAGCAUUCAUAGACAGUUCAGGUUAGUUAAACGUGCUUCACAAAAAGAAAAAAAACAGAAGUGUAGUUGAGGUCACACCACAGGUUUAUGCUUUGCUCUUAAUCAAAUAUUUAUCUUUCUCUUUUUUGUUAUUUGUCCUUUUUAAUUCCAUUUGCUUUAUUCCUUACUUGUGGGGAUUAAAUGUUUGCAGAGAAAGAUAAUUCGACUGAAUAAAUACACUUUUACCUGU